Elaeis guineensis (African oil palm) is the source of this 2176-nucleotide messenger RNA. RefSeq names its product rop guanine nucleotide exchange factor 14. The record is from RefSeq and is a predicted model, not a curated record. Lineage: Eukaryota; Viridiplantae; Streptophyta; Magnoliopsida; Arecales; Arecaceae. Gene Ontology annotation, molecular function: guanyl-nucleotide exchange factor activity.
AUUUGAGCGCAUUUGAAGUCCAACGGCCUUGGAUCAAGCACAAGUCCUUCGAAAGGGGCAAAAGAAAAGAAAAUAUUUGGUACAUUUACAAGCAUGGUGGACUCGCACUAGGUCGCGAGGAGGAAGGAGCCUCCAUUUCUGGGACGGUUACAUCGUGUAACCGGUAUCUGCAAGCCCAAAUCCAAUCCUCUUUCUCCACUUCCCUCCACUCUUCUUCCACACCUCCAUCUCUCAUCAUUCCUCUCCUUUCGAUGGAAAUGCUGACUCGUGGAAACUAUCAGAUCCGAUAGCCAUUAGAGAUCUGGCAAGCGGCACCGCGCAAGUGCUUCCGGCCCCAAAAUAAGCAUCUUAAUUUUUAAUUAUUCAAACAUGAGGAGACUGGUCUGCUGUCGCCGCCGAACCAAAGACUUCAGCCUGGAUUUCGAGGAGCAAGAGAGGGUGAUGACAUACAGCGGCCUUGAGAGCUGCAUCAUCAACAGUUGCUCCUAUGAUAAUGAGACUGGAAGCAGCGGCAUGAGUGGAGCUGAUGGCUGUGCUACCAUUGACUCCCUCGAUGAGGAUGCCUCAAGCUGCUCUUCUAGCAAAGAUGCCAUAGGCUCCUCCUUCUCCUCCCAAUGCCUGAUGUCAAGCAAGCAGGAGGAGCAAACUCUUGAUGAAUGGGACACCUUCCACAGCCUCCAUCAUCUCGGUGUCAAAGGAAAAGCCCCAGUUACUUACAAUAUGGAUGUCUCAGACGUCAAGGUUAUGAAGGAGAGGUUUGCAAAGCUAUUGCUUGGUGAAGACGUGUCAGGUGGGGCCAAAGGGAUUAGCACUGCUCUUGCAUUGUCUAAUGCCAUAACAAAUCUCUCAGCAUCAGUUUUUGGGGAGUUGUGGAAAUUGGAACCUUUAUCUGAAGAAAGAAAAAGCAGGUGGCAUAGGGAAAUGGACUGGUUGCUCUCCCCUACCAACUACAUGGUUGAGCUGGUUCCUGCAAAGCAAAAUGGCACUAAUGGGCAGAUGUUAGAGAUAAUGACCCCCAAAGCCCGUUCGGAUGUUCAUAUGACCCUUCCUGCCCUUCAAAAGCUUGAUUCGAUGCUAACUGAAGUAUUAGAUUCAAUGGUGGAAACGGAAUUUUGGUAUGUGGAAGAUGGUAGCAGAGCUGAAGGGCGGAGCCGAUGUGGUGGUAUUAGGCAGAGCAAGAAAUGGUGGCUCCCAUCUCCUCGGGUCCCUGACAGUGGACUCUCCCCUUCUCAAAGAAGGCGGCUUGGUUUCCAGGGGAAGAUUGUUCAUCAAGUCCUCAAGGCUGCUAAAUCAAUCAAUGAACAGGUCUUGCACCAAAUGUCCAUUCCAGAUGCUAUCAAAGAUGCCCUUCCAAAGUCAGGGAAAACUAGUUUGGGAGAAGGUGUCUACCAAGCUAUAGCUGUAGAAUCCAUUUCAGUCGAGGAAAUCCUGCUCUCUCUCAAUUUGACAAGUGAACACAAAGUCCUCGAGACUGUGAACCGAUUGGAGGGUGCAGUGUUUGCAUGGAAGCAGAGAAUGGCUGAAGAAACAAGCAAGAGAUCGCCAAUGCGGUAUGCAUGGUACUUUGGGAGAGAUUUUGGGUUGGAACUUGAAAAGACGGUAGUAUGUUCGGAAAGAGCUGAAGCACUACUGCAAAUUCUGAAGAUCAGAUUUCCAAACCUUCCUCAAUCCUUCAUUGAUGUCACCAAGGUGCGAUACAACAAGGAUGUUGGUUAUUCCAUUGUUGAAGCUUAUUCCAGGGUUCUUGUAGGCCUGGCCUUCAGCAUGCUGUCCAGAAUAGGAGACAUCUUGCAGGAGGAUGACUUGAAGAAGCCCGCUACUCCCAUUGCCACUCUCAAGUUUGAUUUCACUUCUGACGUAUAUCUUGCUGGGAUCACUGAAACUCCACCAGGUCAUAUUAAGCGCUCUCUCAUUGAACAAAUGAACAUGGUAGACGGGCGCUACAGCAAAGAUAAUGAAAGUAAGGCUAUGGAGGAACCUUUCUUGGAUGACAGUCGACCGAAUUUUUAAGGUGAUCACUGCAUAGGAAGAGAGUUUUAGGUAUUGCAGUGUCCGUAGAAUGACACUUUUAGAAAAGUAUGUACUGCAGUCAAUUUCAAUCGAUGCUUUCGUUGGAAAAUCUCUUCUGUACAUUCUAUAUGAUGAGAGCAUAAAGGUUUCAUGAUGUCUAAAAAAA